AACAGUUAAACGUCAAACACCGAAAAAAGAGCGAAAAAGUGAAGCGCUUCGUGUUGGAAAAUAUUUUGAGGAUUAUUUAGCUCGAUUUUCCUUGUUUUAUAGUUCCCGACCCGACUAUAAGCGGAAAUUUUAAAACUCCUGCGAAGCUGCUAUUGCAACAGCAACGUGAAUGUUUAUACGAAUUGCCUGGAAAUAUAACACAAAUAUCAAGCGAUGUCACUGAAGAGCGCCAGAAAAAUUAACUAAUCUUCCUAUAAGUUUGGUGAAACCGUUUUGUACAUCAUCAUUCCAGAUCUUUGGGGAAAAUAACAUCAAAAUAGGAUUCUGUGUCAACAUAAUGAGUUUCAAAGGCAAAACGUGUCUAUUCUGUUUGAAACAGAGACAGAUCUUGGUCAAAGACCAAGAAACCGUGAAGACUCUUCGGAAAGUGUACAAUUUGGAGGUUACCUCUGAAGAAUGUCGCAUAUGUGCCGAGUGCCAUUUCAACAUCGGUCAAAUAAACCAGUUCAAAAACAAUAUCGAAGCUGCUUCCGAUAUCGAACCAGAUAACUGUUUUGUGUGUAAAUCCGAAAUCACUCUCACAGAACCCGACGUUGAACGCGUGGUAGACUACCUUCGGAAACAAUGCACAACUAUUGAUUUCAGCAGUACGGAUGCGGUCAAAGCAUGUGUGACCUGCCUCUAUCUGUUGGAAAUAAGUAUCAAGUACGAAAAGUUGGCAAAAAAUUAUGCCAAUACGCAGCGCAUCUGCAAACAGUUUGCAACUUUAAGGGAAUGUAAUGUGGCCUUGUGGAAAAUAGAUCUGGACACGUUGGGCAGUAUCUGUGGGCUGCAAAAACACAGUAAAAAUGAAAAUCGUGGAGUUAAAAGAGGUCGUACCUCAGCAGGGAGCCGCGACGAGCAGCCCACUAAACGUUCGAAACUUGAAGACGGCGCCGUACUUCCGGUAAUGCUAACUAAGUUGACUCCGACAGUGAACCGCCCUGGAAUGAAGAAAGGUUCAAGUAGCAGCCCUAGCGGAUCUAAAGGAAAAGGGUCAAAAAGUAGUGACAAAUUUUUCAUAAAGCUACCGAUGCCAAAAAUGAACUGGAAAAAACAAAAGCGCCCUAAAACCAAAACAUCACAUUCCCCUAUACGAGUUAUUCCUCAAAAACCAACAACGGAAGAAUUGAACCAUAUUUUCAACACCGACCUCCGUCCGCUGUCCGUUCAGAUAGAGCAUGUAGAUCUGUCCAGUUAUAUGAAUCGAACGAUAGCACAUGACAAGGCCGCUCGUUUAUCACGCAAGCCGAGAAAGGAAGAGUUUAUUGGUUUGGAUGAGGAGGACAUGGUUGAUUUUCAGAACACCAGUAUCAGUUCCGUAGGGAAGAGGAAAAGUAUUCUAAUUACAGAACGAAUCGAAAGCCCAAACUCGGCAAAGAAAAAGGUCAAAUUUUCCGAUUCACCUAGUAUCAAAUAUGUUGAAAGAGUGGAUCUGAGUGGUAGAGAUGACGACGAAGAAAGCGAUGAAGAUGACGACAAAGAUGAUGCAGACUAUGAAGGCUUUAAAAGAGGAAAUAAAAAGGGCCCUAAAGACUCAAAAACUCCAAAUGGAACUUCUCCCUCUACACCAGAAAAUGGCAGAUCGCGAAGAGGGGUGAAGCAGACCCCAAAUAAUAAUGACUUAGAAGAGAAUGUUACCGAAAAGAUAAGUGAAGCUGAAUCGUCUGCGUCUGUAGCUGAUGAAACAGCAGCUAAUGUGAAAGAUAAGAAUAGUGACGAAAGACGUGAAAAAUCAGAAACGCCACCAGUCGUUGAGAAAAAUCAAGCGGAGGAUGAUCUUCUCGGAAAGGAUAAAAGCUGCGACACAGAAGGAAAUCCCUGUGACAGUACGCAGAAUCACGAUGUAUCCGAAAAUACGGAUAAACCUACAGACACCACUGGAAACAUUGCCGAAACAAGGGAUAAGCCAUUAGAAUCCACUGAUACUGAGGAAGUCAAGGAAGAGCAGUCUACUAGUACUGUGGAUACGUCAGCUCCUAUGGAUGCUGAAGACUCCAAUUCAGCCGGAGAAGUGGAAACGGAUACAGCAGAACCUAUGAAAACUUCCGAUGAUAAUGCCGACUCGCCGGAUGCCGAAAUGAAAGAUGUCGACCAGCCAGAUGAUGUAGAAAUGCACGAAGCCAAAGCUGCUUCACCAGUUGAUGUUGAAAUGAAGGAUCUGAACGGGGAAACCGAAUCGAUUAAAAAAACAACGGGAGAUUGUCUACAAUCGACAUCAGAGGAACCGGUAGACACAGAUUUCGACACUUUCGAUAAGCAGGAAGAAGAAAUCCAAAAUGUCAAAGAUUCACUCGUUAAUAUUCUCGGGGUAGAAAUAUCGGACUCGGAAAACGAAGUGAGUCAAGACAACGUUCAACAAUCUAAUUCUGCUCCCGAAGAAGUGCAAAACGAUCAAAAAGAGAAUAAAAACGAAGAAGAGUCGUCUAAUUUAAAAGAUGAAACUCAACCAGAAGAGAAUGAAGAGAAAUAUGUUACUGAGGAGGAAUCUGCAGAGAAAAUUGAACAUAACAAUGAGGUAACACAGACGGAACAAAAAGCAGAUGAAACUCACGAUGCUGAUAAACCUGCGGAGGGUACCACAACACCCGAGAAAAAGAACCAAUCCUUUUCAUCUCUGGAUGACGUUGACGAUAUCUCAGACGAUGACGACAUUCUAGAUCAACUAGACAACAAUGGCGUAAGAACGCCGGACUUGCCUCCGCUAGGUGAAGAUAGUCUGUAAAAUAGCAUCGAUAAGAAAAGUCUUCAAGAUUUUUGUUUCAUUUCAUUUAUUGUUUUGUUUUUUCCUCAUUUAUUUUAUCUUAAAUCGUAUGGAACAAAACAAAUUUUACGAGAUUAAAGUUUUUGGACAUACAAAAAAAAUCACAACAGAUGCAGCAGUAUAAAAAAUAUUAAAGAAACCAUUUUAGUCGCUAAACCGUAUAAUUUUACGGCAAAGUUUUAUGUGGAAAAAUGUUGAAGUGUCUGGUAGAAUGUAUGAUGUAAAAGAAAUAUUGCAUUAAGUUUGGAAA
Uranotaenia lowii is the source of this 3053-nucleotide messenger RNA. RefSeq names its product protein starmaker-like. The coding region runs from base 338 to 2764 and encodes 808 amino acids. The record is from RefSeq and is a predicted model, not a curated record. NCBI's taxonomy places the organism in Eukaryota, Metazoa, Arthropoda, Insecta, Diptera, Culicidae. The transcript has 4 exons.